Molecule: messenger RNA, 4137 nt
Organism: Stegostoma tigrinum
Lineage: Eukaryota; Metazoa; Chordata; Chondrichthyes; Orectolobiformes; Stegostomatidae
Product: neutral alpha-glucosidase AB
Exons: 25
Coding region: 66-2969 (967 amino acids)
Biological process (GO): N-glycan processing; carbohydrate metabolic process
Cellular component (GO): glucosidase II complex
Molecular function (GO): carbohydrate binding; glucan 1,3-alpha-glucosidase activity
Source: RefSeq, a predicted model, not a curated record
CGGGGCGUGUCGGGUAAAGUUCAGGGGCGCGCUGACGUCACACGGGCGGCUCGAGCUCGGCCAAGAUGGCGGCGCCGCAGCGGAGCGUGCGAUGUAUAGUCCUAACUUGGGUGGCUCUUCAUAUCACUACAACAGAAGCUGUGGACAGAAGUAACUUUAAAACUUGUGAACAAAGUGCAUUCUGCAAGCGACAGAGAAAUGUUAAGCCAGAGAAUUCUCCCUAUCGCGCUCUGCUCAACUCAUUGGAUGUGACUCGGGAAAGUGUGAAGCUGCAGCUGAUUAAUGAAGUGAAUAAGGUUCCUCUCCUACUUGAAGUGUAUGGUCUGCGAGGGAACAUGACCAGGAUUAAAAUAAAUGAACUAAAUCCACUGCAACCAAGAUAUGAAGUGCGGGACGUGUUAGUGCGAGAGCCGCCUACUGUACCCUUAACGGUUGUGGGGAAGGAUGAAGACAGUGUGGAACUGAGCUUUGAAAACAAGCUGUACAAAGUGAUUAUCACCUCCAAACCAUUCAGGAUGGACAUCAUGACUGGGAAUGAGCUGCUGCUGAGUAUCAACUCACGGGGGCUGAUGGUUUUUGAACACUUGCGAAAAAGGAAGGACUCUUACACGGAAAAAAUUAGUAACACAGUCGGUAGCAUGUGGAAUAAAAUCAAGAACGUGUUCAUUAGUGAAGAGAAGGAAGAGGAGAAUGUGGAGAAUCAGGAGGUGAAAGGAGAGAGCGAAGCUGCUGAUGAAGAAGCACAGGCAGAGAAGCCUGAAGAUACAAAUUCCCAGAAAGAAAAUGAAGAGAAGGAAGAUGAGGCUGGAAUGUGGGAGGAAACAUUUAAAACCCACACUGACUCCAAACCUAAUGGACCAUCCUCUGUUGGCCUGGACUUCUCUCUCCCUGGCUUUGAACAUGUUUACGGGAUUCCUGAGCACGCGGACAACCUGAAACUCAAGACCACGGAAGGUGGAGACCCGUACCGUCUGUAUAACCUGGAUGUGUUCCAGUAUGAGAUAUUUAACCCCAUGGCACUGUACGGGGCUGUACCCCUCCUGUUAGCGCACAAUCUUCGCAGGACUCUGGGCAUCUUCUGGCUGAAUGCUGCUGAGACUUGGGUGGACAUCAGCUCCAACACAGCAGGCAAGACUCUGUUUGGGAAGAUGCUGGAUUAUGUUCAGGGGGCAAAUGAAAUUCCACAGACUGAUGUGCGCUGGAUUUCCGAGAGUGGGAUCAUUGAUGUUUUCCUGCUCCUGGGGCCCUCUCCAUUUGAUGUCUUCAAGCAGUACACCUCACUGACAGGAACACAGGCUCUGCCCCCUCUCUUCGCCAUCAGCUAUCACCAGUGCCGCUGGAAUUACAAUGACGAGGAUGAUGUCCGGACUGUUGAUGCUGGUUUCGAUGAACAUGACAUUCCUUAUGACGUUAUCUGGCUAGACAUCGAGCACACGGAUGGAAAGCGAUACUUCACCUGGGACCCCAACAAAUUUCCCAAUCCCAAGGAGAUGCUGCAAAACCUGGCCUCCAAGAAGCGGAAGAUGGUCAGUAUAGUGGACCCCCACAUUAAAAUCGAUAGCGGCUACAAGAUUCACACCACUAUCCAAUCUCGCAACUUCUACAUUAAGACCAAGGACGGGAAUGACUAUGAAGGCUGGUGUUGGCCAGGUUCUGCUGGCUACCCUGACUUCACCAAUCCGGAGAUGCGGUCUUGGUGGGCCAGCAUGUUUGCUUAUGAUCAGUAUGAGGGCUCCAUGGACAAUCUCUACACGUGGAAUGAUAUGAACGAGCCCUCUGUGUUCAACGGGCCUGAGGUGACCAUGCACAAGGACGCUGUUCACAUGGGUGGCUUUGAACACCGGGACGUUCACAACCUCUAUGCCUUGUAUGUGCAAAUGGCCACAUCAGAUGGUCAGAUCCAGCGGUCUGGAGGAACAGAGAGGCCCUUUGUCCUCACCAGAGGUUUCUUCGCUGGCUCCCAGCGUUACGGGGCAGUGUGGACGGGUGAUAACUCUGCUGAGUGGGACCACCUGAAAGUGUCGGUGCCAAUGUGUCUGUCCCUGGCCCUGGCUGGCAUUUCAUUCUGCGGAGCGGAUGUCGGUGGUUUCUUCAAACACCCCAGCCCUGAGCUGCUGGUGCGCUGGUACCAGGCAGGUGCCUAUCAGCCAUUCUUCAGAGCCCAUGCUCACCUGGACACGCCAAGGAGGGAACCCUGGCUGUUUGGAGACGACAACAAGCUGAUAAUCCGUACGGCUAUUCGAGAACGCUAUUCCCUGCUCCCAUUCUGGUACACGCUGUUUUACCAUGCCUAUCGGACAGGAGAGCCCGUCAUGAGAGCAAUGUGGGUCCAGUUCCCUGAUGACAUGAACACAUUUAGCCUCGAUGACCAGUACAUGCUCGGUGAUGCUCUGCUGGUUCGGCCGGUCAUGGAGCCCAGUGUUCGAGGAAUUCAGGUUUAUUUGCCGGGGAAAGGGCAGGUUUGGUACAAUGUGCACAGCCAUCAGAGGCACACGGGCCCUCAGAACCUGUACGAACCUGUCACCAUCGGCACGAUUCCAGUCUAUCAGCGAGGAGGCACUGUCAUCGCUCGCAAAGAACGUGUUCGCAGAUCGUCUUCAUGUAUGCAGGAUGAUCCCUACACUCUAUAUGUGGCACUGAAUGGCCAGAACACUGCUCAAGGAGAUCUCUUUAUUGAUGACGGUCACACUUUCAACUUUGAGAAGAAAAAUGAAUAUAUCUACAAGAAGUUCAACUUUGUUAAUAAUUCCCUUACUUCCAGUACUGAUCCUGUUGGCCAUUACAAGACUGCAGCGUGGAUUGAAAGGAUCGUGAUUCUCGGUGCAAGGAAACCAGCGACAGUGACCAUCAAACUACCUGAUGGAACUGAAUCGAACUUGAACUUUGAAUACAAUACAGAGACCUCCGUGCUAACCAUUCGGAAACCAGCUGUGAACAUUGCUGCUGAGUGGAGCCUGUACAUUCGAUAAUGGUGUUCCCUACACACCACCUGUCACUCACUCACUAUCCCUCUGUCUCUCUUACUGUCCUCUAACAAGGUAGGCAGCUGUUGUUAAGCAGCUUCUGGAACACCUUUGUCCUGCUGAGGUUGUUAACGUCUCGGCUUUGCUCACUGCCUCACAAUGGCUGCCAUGUUCCUUUGCAAUUCUUCCAUUUCUGCUUUCAAAGGGGCAGGAACCAGCAGAUGAAACCCUGCCUUGGAGUGACAGCAAACUGUUUGAACUGCAAUACUGCUGUGUGUGUUCCUGAGCUGGCUGCAGGGCUCUGUGUGUAGGGGUUUUCCACAUUGCUUGUGUUGGUUCAUCGCUGUCUCGAUAACCUCUUCCAUCAACUCCAAGGCACUGCUUAUUAUCUGUUCAUGUGAAUUGUUUUCUCCUCCCUCUGCAAGUGUUUCUCUAUCAUCUGCUUUCCCCGCCUUGCUCUCUAUCCAGUAGGAAGUGAGCUUUUUGUUACUUCAGUCAGGAGGCUGUACCCUGCUGUCUGGUUACAGUAUGACUGUGUUCCCACCAGAGAAGGCUGUGAUUAGUGAGUUCCCUAUGGCAGGGACUUGAACUUGGGGGCAGGGAGCUGCCCAGACAUUACAGUCCCUGAGCACCCUUUGGUGAACAGCUCCCAAUUUCACUCGUGUAUGUAUCAUGCCUUCCCCUCCCACCACACCUGACUGCUCGUAUUUCUGGAGAGUUAAGUGACUUUAUGUUGAGUUUGAACUAAAGCCCGGCCCCAGAAUGAUGAAAAGUUCCUCCUCUUGAAUGUUGGAACUUUCAAUAUGAUCUCCAUUGGGUGGUUCUGGACAUUAAGCAACAUUUGCUCCAAUAACAAUGACUAAUCAUGCUGGUAAUUUCCUCAGUGAGCCUGUGUGUGGGCACAUUGCUGUGAUUUUUCUGCCCAUCGACCCUGGUUUUAAUGAAGUCCACACACCAUUACAGGGACCAGGCAGUAGUCACUGCUGUUUUAAAGGUUUUAAAGGUAUCCGGUUUCAAGGUGAAAUUUGUAUGUUUUUGGUUUUGUCUUGCUCUUUGUUCCGAUGGGUUUGUAUGAUUUGUUAGUUUCCCUAGCCCUUCCUGGUGCAUUUCCUCUGGUCCCUGGCCUGAUUGCAGCUCAGCUCAGGUCGGGUAGAAAACCCAGCUCGAGCUUCCC